Messenger RNA from Neltuma alba, 1885 nucleotides. RefSeq names its product cyclin-A2-4. The record is from RefSeq and is a predicted model, not a curated record. NCBI's taxonomy places the organism in Eukaryota, Viridiplantae, Streptophyta, Magnoliopsida, Fabales, Fabaceae. The transcript has 12 exons. Gene Ontology annotation, biological process: mitotic cell cycle phase transition. Bases 121 to 1560 code for a protein of 479 amino acids. Gene Ontology annotation, molecular function: cyclin-dependent protein serine/threonine kinase regulator activity.
CCCGUUUUCAAUGUCAUUGUGCAAACAUUCCUUGUUAAAAAUUUGGUGAUCAACUUUCUCGAGGCAAAACUGAUUUAUGCAUCUAGAUUUAGUGUCUAUGUUUUGCUAAAUCUUGUGGACAUGAAGAAAGAAAACAUUGGCUCUUCAAAAGCUGCAGAGCUCCCAGGUCGUUUGACUCGUGCAAGGGCUGCUGCCUUUCGGGCAAAUGGACAGCUGCCACCUCUCAGGGAGCCUACACAACAAAAUCAUAAGCCAUUACGAGCUAACCCAAAAAGAGCAGCUUCUGAUCAGACAUGUCCUCAGCGUAAAAAGAGGGCUGUUCUUCAGGACGUUACCAAUGUUUUCUGUGAAAAUUCAUAUAGGAACUGUUUCAAUGCCACUAAAAUUCAGGCUAAGAAAAGCAAGCUGACUAAAACUGGCCAAGUCAAUAUUUCCAGAGAAGUUCCUUCAGUUUCUGGGAAGCUACCGCAGCUUCAAGUUGACUCACAACCAAAGAGUUUACCUGAAACAGGACUUGUAUCAGAAGAUGCUAAUGCUACCUGUUCAAGUAACUUGGGAGACAAUGCCCUCCAUCAGACAAGUGGCGACAAAGUGUGCCGCACAAAUGAUGGUCUGCUUGGAGGGCAGACCCCUGGAUUAUUUCCUCAGCCACUGAUUUCUCAAACAAAAGCCAAGAGAAUUAGCCUUUCUGAACUUCCAAGCGCAUCAAAGAAUGAAGACUAUCUUGAUAUAGAUGCUGAUCAUGAAGAUCCUCAAUUAUGCAGUGACUAUGCUGUUGAUAUCUACAACAAUUUACGUGUUCUUGAGCUUGCAAGAAGACCUAGCACUAACUUCAUGGAAACAGUUCAGCGAGAUAUCACUCAAAGCAUGCGUGGGAUAUUAGUUGACUGGCUUGUAGAGGUUUCUGAGGAGUACAAAUUGGUUCCAGAUACUCUAUACCUGACUAUAUAUCUCAUAGAUUGGUUUCUUUCCAAAAAUUACAUUGAAAGACAAAGACUUCAGCUGCUUGGCAUCACCUGCAUGCUGAUUUCUUCGAAGCUUGAAGAAAUUUGUCCCCCGCGGAUUGAAGAAUUCUGCUUCAUCACAGACAACACUUACACAAAAGAGGAGGUACUUAAAAUGGAGACUCAAGUGUUUAGGUGUUCGCAGUUCCAAAUGUUUGCUCCCACAACAAAAACUUUCCUCAGGAGGUUUCUUCGAGCGGCGCAAGCUUCUUACAAGUGUCCUAGCCUUGAAUUGGAAUACCUGGCCAACUAUCUUGCUGAGCUAAGCCUGAUGGAUUAUAGUUUCUUGACUUUCCUUCCUUCUCUCGUUGCUGCAUCAGUUGUAUUUCUAGCCAGAUGGACAUUAGAUCAGUCAUAUCACCCUUGGAAUCCAACUCUUGAACACUAUUCAAGGUAUAAGGCAUCAGAUUUAAAAGCCACAAUUGUAGCUUUGCAAGAUCUUCAACUGAAUACCAAAGGCUGCCCUUUAAGUGCCAUUCGGAUGAAGUACAGACAAGACAAGUUCAAAAAUGUGGCCGCUAUGUCUUCGCCGAAACUGCGUGAAACUCUGUUCUGAAGAUAGAGAGUGAUUAACAAGUCAAGACUAAAGGGACUUCUAGUUCUAACAGAUAUGGUAUGGUGUAUACAAAAUAGAAGGAGAGUUGCUCAUUGUGAAUCCAAGGCCCUCAUGUCUCUGUCUCACCUAAUUCCCACCCCCAAACUUCUGUUCAUUGGUCCAUUCUUUUCCUGUACAUUUAAUGGCCAUUUCUUUUUCUGGGGUUCUUGAUAUGUUGUUUGAGGAAGAACCCCAUGAUAAAACAUGUGGCCUCUAAUACUUUUAAACUUGAUGUAAUGAUUUGUUGUUAACAUAAUUGACAAGUGACCUUUGUAGUUUCUUGGAA